AUGGAUUUUGAGCUGGGAAGAGACGAGCUGAGUAUCGACGAUGGACAAUACAUGGCGUUCAGUGGAAUCACAUAUGGAUUACAUGUACCGUUAUUUGGAAGAUCAUGGUUCGAAAGGAAGCAAGCAGAACAGAACCGUAAACAGACCAUCCUCAAGGAAGCAUGCGGGGCUAUACGACCUGGAAGACUGACUUUUAUCCUCGGUCCUUCGGGAGCUGGGAAGACAUCUCUAAUCAAAAUACUCGCGGGACGAAAACAAACUGGAGUAUCAGGGACAGUCGUUGGAGGAGGAAGUGGCAUAGUUCUAGUACCACAACAUGCCACGCUCAUUGAUACUCUAACUACAAGAGAGACUCUUCUAUUCGCCGCUGCGCUAAAACUACCGAAUGCAUCGAGAAAUGAACGAAAUUAUAUAAUCGAAAGUGUUUCAAAGCAACUCGGUAUAAAUGAAGUGUUCGGUACGAGAGCUGGGAAACUUUCUGGGGGUGAGAGAAAACGAUUGACAAUCGCCUGUGAACUUAUCACGGAUCCACACAUUAUGUUACUAGACGAACCGACGAGCGGCUUAGACUCUGUAUCGUCUAUGUCUGUAUCACAGGCGUUACGAUCUGUGGCAAACAGUGGCCGGACGGUAGCUUGUGUCAUCCACCAACCUUCCUCCCAACUCUUCACUUCCGCUGAUGAUGUCAUACUUCUAGCAGCAGGGAAGACAAUGUACGCUGGGGCCAUAACUGACUUACCAGAUACUCUUAAGAGAUGUGGAUUUGUGUGCCCCAAUUAUUACAACAUGGCCGAUUUUUUGUUAGAGAUAGCAAGCGGCGAACACAGUGGCAACUUAGUACAGUUGGAGAGAGAAGCGAAACAAUAUGCAUUGGAAAUGAAGAAAAUCGCUGAAAGUAAUGUACAGCAAAAGAAUGGCAAAGACCCAUCACCUGAAGCUGAAGCCCUCUUAAAUCCAAGUUCUUCGUAUGAAACAAAACGUUAUGCAGCUGGGUUUAGUCAACAAAUGAGAGCUUUACUUUGGCGGGGUUAUAUUGGAGCGUUGAGAGACGUCCAUUUGACACAGAUUCGGGUAGUUACACAUUUUUUCGUUGCGCUUCUCUUAGGCGCGCUGUACCAGGGCGCCGGCCAAGAUGGCGGCAGAACGGUUUCAAAUACCGGAUGUUUGUUCUUCUUUCUUCUGUUUUUAUACUUUUCAAACGCCAUGCCAACUAUACACACUUUCCCGGUGGAAGCUACUGUAGUAUUACAGGAACAUCUGAACAAAUGGUAUUACUUAACGACGUAUUGCUUGUCAAAAAUCUUAGUGGAUCUUCCUAUACAGCUCGUAUGUGCAACGGUGUUUGUCUUUCCGGCUUGGUAUCUCACGUCACAACCAAUGGACAUCAAUCGACUGGGUCUUGCGUGGCUAGUUUGCGUACUCAUCACGAUUUUGGCGCAGACUUUCGGUUUAGUCGUUGGUGCUGCUUGUGGUGUAAAGCUGGGUCUCUUUGUGAUACCAGCGGCCAACAUCCCCAUGCUGAUGUUCUCAGAAUUCUUCAUUCCCUACAAAGAGAUGCCCUCCUACUUACAACCCUUCGCCCUAAUUUCAUACUUCCGAUAUUCCUUCGACGCUUUCAUGCAAACUGUGUAUGGUUUUGGACGACCCAAAUUGCCCUGUUACAAAAUCAUUUGCCUCUUCAGAGAUCCAAAGUAUUACUUAGAGUAUUUAGGAUUAUCCGGUAAUUUCACCACAGACUGCGUCGCGUUAGCUAUCUGGAUAUUAUUACUAAAGACCACAUUAUUAUGCGUCUUAAGAUACAGAGUAUACAAAGCGUGUAAAUAA
Leptosia nina is the source of this 1824-nucleotide messenger RNA. Lineage: Eukaryota; Metazoa; Arthropoda; Insecta; Lepidoptera; Pieridae. The record is from the annotation of a GenBank genome assembly.